ACCUACUUCCCUGCUCAAGAUCCCUGUUCUGGUUUCAGCAUCACUGAUUAGAUUUCCAGAAUGGUUUUUCAAAUAUUUGGGAUCCUCCUGUUUUUCAGUGUUGUUCAAGGGCAAUUUUAUUCCACUGGACCGCUUGCUACCACUGGUGGGAAUGCUAACGGUGCACUGUGUGUCUUUCCUUUUGUGUACCGUGGAAAGACUUAUGAGUACUGCACCACUGAUAACUGGUGGCCAAGACACCCCUGGUGUGCUACAGUCAGCAAUUAUGAUAUAAAGCCCGAAUGGGGAUAUUGCCCAACUUCAGGUAUUGUUGCAGUUGGGGGAAAUCUUGAAUCUGAGUGCGUCUUCCCAUUUGUCUACAAGGAAAAAUCGUAUUUCUCAUGUACAGACAAAGAUAGGGACAGGCCCUGGUGUUCAUUAACUGAUAAUUAUGAUGUGGAUGAAAAGUGGGCUUACUGUGCUAGUGGUGACAUCCCCGAGAUUGGUGGAAAUGCCGACGGUGAUCCUUGUGUAUUUCCUUUUAUCUACCAUGGGAAGAGUUAUAACAAAUGUGUAGCUGACUGGAAAGAAGGGGGGUCUUGGUGUGCAACAACCUCAAAUUAUGAUGAGGACAAAAAAUGGAGCACAUGUCCUUCUUCACCAGUUGCUACCACUGAAGAGCAUUCAGACGGUGCACCAUGUGUCUUUCCUUUCAUAUACCAUGGAACGACAUAUUAUCACUGCACCACUGACAAAUGGUGGCCAUGGAGAGAAUACCCCUGGUGUGCUACAGUGAGCAAUUACGAUAUAAACCCCAAGUGGGGAUACUGCUCUACAUCAGGAAUUCGAACAUUUGGAGGAAAUGCUGAGGUGGAUUGUUUCUUUCCAUUUAUCUACAAAGGAGAACAAUACUCCUCAUGUAUUAAAGGUGAUAAAAGCAAGUACUGGUGUUCUGUAACCAGUGACUAUGAUGUGGACAAACAGUGGGGCUACUGUGAUGGUUAUGACACUCCUGAAUGAAGAUGGGUUCACAGCACCUCUGGUGUUAAACAAAAUGCGGAAUCAUCAUCUUAAUGAAGGGAUUGGCUCUGACUACAAAAUGCAAACUGCUUAAAUGUUUUUGGUUUUUUUCUGCUUAAUUAAAGUCAAAAAACCAUAUUGUAAUCACGUCUUAAUGCACAGGGGAAGUGAAUAAACACUGAACCCUAAAUGCUAUGAUUUGAUAGUUAUGUUUUUGUAAUGCAUAUCCAUAAUACAUUUAUGGCAUGCUUGUGACUAAUUCCUAAAUGUAACGUUAUAGCAGAACGCCAAUAAUAAGACAUUUGCCAUUGCUUUGUCAUUUCUUUAAUACAGCAAACUAUUUACAUUAAGAAUUCUAUGUCUGUGUCAUAAUUUAAAAAAAAAAAUGCUGGAAAAGUGUGUCUGCAUUCCUGUCAUAACAUAAUCUAACAUAACUUAUGAGACAGUGACUCCAAAAAUGUAUUGGUAAAGCAGAAGGUCACUAAUCCAAAGCAGCUGGGACCAACCCUUUAAUAGAUUUGUUGAUGAUCUGAUACAUUCUAUACCAUACUUAAAUGCCUUUUCUGGUCUUUGUUUAUGUCUUUGAGACUAUCCUAACUUGUAUUUAAUCAAAAUCAAUAAAAUGUACUAUACAUGAGCAGGAACAAAGAAAACAUUUGGCUUGGCGUUUGCAGUUCUAUUAAAUUCACCCACAUAAUCAGCAUGCAUUUCACGUUGAAUCGGAGCCUGGUUUGAAUUAUAGGUCAAUUUAGACUAUGGGGUCUGGAUUUGUGAGUCUUUUGUAUUAUUUUGCUAACCUUUCUUAUGAAAAAUGUAAUUUUCUUAUGAGCUGUACACACACGUACAGUAUAUGAAUAGGUGCAGUACAGUUCUCAUUAGUAAGGCAGAAUCACUAGCAGAAACAUAUAGAACAGAUUGGUUGUAUCGUGACUUGUUUGGGCUCCUUCUCUCCUUGUUUUUGCUCCAGAAGCCAUCAUGUCAUCAUUUCUGCCUGCUGCUGAUUUUCUACUAACAGGAAUAACUUCUGUAAUGAGGGCUAUCCUCAGCUUCGGUCUGUAGACUGCUGGGAAAUUAUACAAACAGAUAAACAUGCUGGCACAGAUCACACAGCAACAAGCCAAUAGCCAAAGCAUGCAAUGAAAAAGUAAUCUACUGCAGUAGGCUCUUUGUACUGGCAAUGUUUGUUUUUGUGGUAAAUACUGUUACUGGCCAAUUUGAUAUGUUUUGAAGGUUUGCAAAGAUGGUUUAUGUAGUUAAACACUGGGUAGAUGAGUCAAUAUAUAAAGGCAGCAGUUAAGAAAUGAUAAUAAAAAAACACAUAUUUUCUAUCAUUUUAGAAAUAGGUAUUUCUGGCACCAUCUUGUGGCUUAAAAAAACAACCCACUGAGGGCCUGUACUGUAGCUUAUCUCAGUGGGUCAAAAAUGCACAGUAUCGUACAUAAAAUGCUGUGUCUAAGUUAAAAUGACAAAUAAUGGGAUCUUGUCUUAUGCAUAGAUAUAUUCUUCUGUUGCUAUGCCCU
Messenger RNA from Polyodon spathula (Mississippi paddlefish), 2519 nucleotides. RefSeq names its product epididymal sperm-binding protein 1-like. Bases 61 to 999 code for a protein of 312 amino acids. NCBI's taxonomy places the organism in Eukaryota, Metazoa, Chordata, Actinopteri, Acipenseriformes, Polyodontidae. The transcript has 7 exons. Gene Ontology annotation, molecular function: heparin binding. Gene Ontology annotation, cellular component: cell surface. The record is from RefSeq and is a predicted model, not a curated record.